Amphiprion ocellaris (clown anemonefish) is the source of this 1572-nucleotide messenger RNA. It is a transcript of the gene pnp5a, whose product is annotated as purine nucleoside phosphorylase 5a. Gene Ontology annotation, biological process: nucleoside metabolic process. Gene Ontology annotation, molecular function: purine-nucleoside phosphorylase activity. Lineage: Eukaryota; Metazoa; Chordata; Actinopteri; Pomacentridae. Gene Ontology annotation, cellular component: cytoplasm. The record is from RefSeq and is a predicted model, not a curated record. The transcript has 6 exons. The coding region runs from base 215 to 1096 and encodes 293 amino acids.
UCUGCCAAGGACAGAAGACUUGAACAGGACUCAGUAAAACAAGAAGAAACUCUAAAGAAGAUUUUUUAAAUCGUUUUCCAUCCAGCUUUAUUAUAAUAUUUCAUUCAGGCUCGCAGCUCUGCUUUGAUUCCGUUUUUUUCCUCUUUGGAACUUGUGCGCAGCCACACUUGUACUUUUUUUUUCUUACCUCAGACACUUCAUUGAAUCUUCAGAAAUGUUUCCAGAGGCCAACAAAGACUACAGCUACGAGGACUGCAAGGCCACUGCUGAUUGGCUGCUGGCCCAGACCGACGUCCGACCCACGGUGGGCAUCGUGUGUGGCUCAGGGCUCGGAGGUCUGGCUGACAUGUUGAAGGACCAGGUGGCCUUCAACUACAAGGACAUUCCCAACUUCCCACAGAGCACUGUGCACGGACAUGCAGGACGGCUGGUGUUCGGCACCUUGAAGGGACGGCCGUGUGUUUGCAUGCAGGGACGCUUCCACCUGUACGAAGGAUAUCCAAUCCAGAAGAUCACAUUGCCGAUGCGCAUCUUUAAGCUGCUCGGGGUUGAAACAGUGAUGCUGACUAACGCAGCCGGAGGCCUCAACCAAGACUUUAAAGUUGGAGACAUCAUGAUCAUCAAAGACCACCUGAACAUGCCCGGUUUCGCUGGCAACAAUCCACUGGCAGGACCCAAUGAUGACAGGUUUGGUGUGCGUUUCCCCUGCAUGUCUGAUGCAUACGACAGAGAGCUGCAGCAGCUGGCCAUGGACGUGGGACAGGAGCUCGGCUAUGGAGACUUCCUGAAGGAGGGCGUCUACUGCGUGUUGGGCGGACCGUCAUUCGAGACGAUUGCUGAGUGCCGCAUGCUGCACAAACUGGGCGCCGAUGCUGUCGGUAUGAGCACGGCCCACGAGGUGAUCGUGGCGCGCCACUGCGGCAUGCGCGUCUUCGCCCUCUCGCUGAUCACCAACCAGGCGGUGAUGGACUACGACAGCGAGGAGAAAGCCAACCACGAGGAGGUUCUCCAGACGGGGAAGCAGCGAGCGGAGCAGCUGGAGCGGCUGGUUUUCACCAUGGUGACCAAGAUCGAGCACAACAACAACUACGCCUAAGAGAUGCUUUAGUUUGGUCUUGUGGUACAACUCGAGGACACUUGAUGUGGUGGCCAUUUAUCGCUAUUGUGCCAAAGAAAAUCCCACUUAUUUUGUCUUUCAGGUGAGCUGUUUUUUAAGUCUUUGGUCAAAAGAUGAUGAAAAAUCUCACCCUGAUAUAUAUGUAAAUUGAAACAAUGCACACAGCCUUUGUUUUCAUGUCACUCUACCCAAUAUGACCAACAUUCCUCCACUGAGAAGCUACAAAAGAAAGUAGCUUCUCAGUUUUUUGUUUUUUUAAAGCAGGUGUAUUUGUUCUAACUUAAAAUAUGUGAUCAACUUGUAUAAAUAUCUGCAAUUUAACUUAACAAUGAGCAUAAAUCUGCUGUAAAGAUCUUAAUAUUAUGAUGUUGAAAUGUGUACAUUAGUGGACUUAUGGUAUUUUACUGUGCUUGUUUUUUAAUAUGACUUGUUACUAAAAGUACUAUUUAUUACGA